AUGCCGUCCGUGGCGCACGCGUUGCGCGCGGAGCUGGUGCCGAGGGCGGGAGGAGCGGUGGCGGCCAGCGCUGAUGGGAUUGCGCUGCAUACCGGGGUCGCAGUUGCUCCUGCCGCCCGGCCAGACGCGGACCCUCCGCACCUUCGACGUUCCGCCGCUUCCGCCGCCGCCGCCGCCGUGUCUUCCGCGCGACCCCCGCCUGCCGCCGCCGCGGCGUCGGCGGAGCUGCAGGAGGGGGAAGAGCGGGGCGCUGGCGGAGCGACCGUGAUGGGGCUGCAGCAAGCGCAGCAAGGGCUGCGGGGGGAGGGGUUGCUGGGGGAAGGGUUGCGCGGGGAAGGACUGCGGGGGGAAGGGCUGCGCGGAGAAGGGUUGCGGGGGGAGGGACUGGGGCACGGGCACGGGCCCGAGGAAGACGGGCUAGAGGACGACGAGGAAAUGGCGGCGGCCGCGGCGGCGGCGGCGUACGCGAAGCAGCGGAUGCGGCGGGCGGGGCAGAUCAGCACGGUGGGGCAGCUAGUUGCGGGCGGCGUGGCGGGCGCCGUUAGUAAAACGUGCACCGCUCCCCUGGCGCGACUGACGAUCCUGUUCCAGGUGCAGGGCAUGCACGACGCGUCAGCAGCGCGGCGGCGGCCGUCCAUCUUUGGGGAGGCGCGGCGCAUAGUGGCGGAGGAGGGCGCGCUGGCGUUCUGGAAGGGCAACACCGUCACCAUCGUGCACCGCCUGCCCUACUCCGCCAUCAACUUCUUCGCCUACGAGAGCUACAAAUCCAUGCUUGAGUCCAUGGCAGCCUCUUCCUUCCCCAGCCCAGACCUCCCGCCCACCCACGCACAGCACGCACUGCAACCAAGCCAGCACCACCAACCACAGCAGCAGCAGCAGCAGCAGCAGCAGCAGCAGCAGCACGAUCAGGGGUGGCAGGCGGCGCGGAGGGGCGUGGUGGACAUGGGGGUGAAGUUCCUGGCGGGAGGGGGUGCGGGGUGCACUGCUGCCACCAUCACGUACCCACUUGACCUCGUGCGCACACGCCUUGCUGCUCAGACCAAGUCGCGGUACUACAAGGGCAUAGUGGGCACGCUGAGCACCAUAGUGCGCGAUGAGGGGCUGCUGGGGCUCUACAAGGGCAUGGGCGCCACUCUCCUCGGUGUGGGGCCCAAUCUGGCCAUCAACUUCUGUGUGUACGAGACGGUGAAGGCCAACUGGGUGCGGCGCCACCCCGACAUGCCCGUACCUCUCGUCUCCCUCGGCUGUGGCAGCCUCGCUGGCAUCUGCUCCUCCUCAGCCACCUUCCCUCUGGACCUGGUGCGGCGGCGCAUGCAGCUGGAGGGAGCAGGUGGCCGGCAGCCAUCGCAGCGCCGCACAAUCCCCCAAAUGCUGGCGCACGUGGUGCGCACAGAGGGGUGGCGAGCUCUAUACCGAGGCAAUCGUGCCCGAGCGCGGCUCGCCGUUAAGAUGACGAAGAGGACCAAAAAGGCUGGGAUCGUCGGCAAGUACGGUACCCGAUAUGGUGCCAGUCUGCGGAAGCAGGUGAAGAAGAUGGAAGUCAGCCAACACGCUAAAUACUUCUGCGAAUUCUGCGGCAAGGUACUUGGUUCCUGA
Molecule: messenger RNA, 1596 nt
Organism: Closterium sp. Yama58-4
Lineage: Eukaryota; Viridiplantae; Streptophyta; Zygnematophyceae; Desmidiales; Closteriaceae
Source: the annotation of a GenBank genome assembly